Podarcis raffonei (Aeolian wall lizard) is the source of this 1751-nucleotide messenger RNA. RefSeq lists its product as uncharacterized. Bases 325 to 1659 code for a protein of 444 amino acids. The record is from RefSeq and is a predicted model, not a curated record. The transcript is spliced from 2 exons. Gene Ontology annotation, biological process: virion assembly. NCBI's taxonomy places the organism in Eukaryota, Metazoa, Chordata, Lepidosauria, Squamata, Lacertidae.
AAGUGCACAAAGGGGUUUUGGCCCUCCAAUUAAUUGGGAGGAAGAGAAGUCUUGAUCAAACUUCUGCGUCUCAGUAAGGGGGAAACUGAGUACGCUAGGUGGUUGGGUACAUCAGAUGGUGGUCUGGUGGAGGAAAAGGGAAAGGUUGGGAAGUAGAGUGUGGUGAAGUAUCCAGCGCAUUGUAUGUGUGAGAAAGUACAAUCGUAGCUGACCUGAGUGUGGAGUGGGUAGUACUUCGGUUCCCAGUAAGGCGACUUCACUGGGCAAGGAACCCCACGAAGCGAGUGUGUGAGUGACUGAGUGGAUACUUCACAGGGCCAUACAAUGGGAGUUGGGGGUUCAAAGGGGGAAAAUACACCUCUUGAAUGUAUGUUAAAUAAUUUUAAGAAAGCCUUCUCAGGGGCAUAUGGAGUCAAAAUGACGCCAGAGCGCUUGAGAACGUUAUGUGAAUUAGAGUGGCCGAAACAAAAUACUGAAUGGCCAUCUCAGGGAACCUUUGAUAUAAAUUUAGUAAGCAAACUUUGGACUAAUAUCGCCAAAGAAACGGGAGGGUGCCCAGAACAAUUUUCAUAUAUAGAUUCUUGGCUGAGCACAUUAAAUAAAAAUCCUCCAUGGAUAAGGGAAUGCAAAGUCCAACGAUGCAAAUUAUUGGCUGUAAAAGCCGAAGCUAGGAAAGGAAUCUUGCCAAAUAAACUCAAACCCAUUUUUGAGGGACCAGAGGAAGAGGUGCUUCCACCUCCACCCUAUGCUCCACAUCGAAGGGAGCCUAAUCCAAAUACUCCACCAGUUGUAACCCCAAGGCAAGAAAGUGGAAUGAAUAAUGGGGGUGGAGUCACAGAACUUGAUUCCUUGAUAGAUUAUGAUAAAUAUCUUCAGGAGGCCUUGGAGUCCUAUAAUAAAGCCCAAGCAGAAGUGGUUAUUCCACCUGUGAGUCCCAGUAGAACUCCAUCUACAGUCUCCUUUAGUGGAACAACCAAUUGCCCACCCCAAACCCCUGUACAUCCAAAUCCUAGAGAACUAUUACAGAAGUUACAGGAAGACCUUGAUCGGUCAGCAAGCAAUACAGCCAGGCGUAUAAAGCUGCUAAAAGAACGCCUUGGGACAGAUACCAUCCCCUAUGAUUUGAGGCCCCUAGAGCAAAGCGAAGAGAAAGGUCACGUAGUAGCCCCUCUUAGAAGAGUAUUUGAUGCACUUGAGGAGCCUGUGCUGGUUAACGGGCAACCCGGACCACGGCCACCUCGAACUUCGACCCUCCAGUACAUUCCAUUCACAACUACGGAUCUGAUGAAUUGGAAAACACACACCCCAUCUUUCGCAGAAAAACCUCAGGCUAUGAUGGACUUGGUGACUUCAAUAGUAAAUACUCAUAGUCCUACUUGGACAGAUUGCCGCCAACUCCUGAAUACUCUGUUCACCACUGAGGAAAGAAGAGACAUAAUUGAAAAGGCACAGAUAUAUUUGCGUGAGCAGGCCAGAGUGGGAAAUAUUUUUAAUAUUGACCGUCAUCUCCAGGAUAACUUUCCUUUGGAAGAUCCUAAUUGGGAUCCAAACAAUGCAAUUCACCUGGCCAGGCUUACCACCUACCGCCAGACGCUUGUGCAAGGUAUCCGCAGGGCAUGCCAGAAGCCCACUAAUAUGUCUAAAGAUUGGGAUGGGUAGAUGUGUUACCCAUAACACUGUUUCGUGUUCGGUGCGCACCCACAAAAAGACUUAAGUUGUCACCUUUUGAGCUCCUGUAUGGGAGGCCGCCC